AUGGAACGUAAGCUAUUUUAUACUUCAAAAUAUGUAAAAAUCAAAAAUUAUGAAAAUCUUGUGGCAAAUUUGUCUUCUUUACUACAUGCAAGUUUUUUCAGUGAAAAUAUUUCUGCAAUGCAAUCAAAAUAUCCAUUUGUAUGCUCAUUGGAUUCAUUAACUAGGCAAAAAUUACUUCAUCAAGAAAGUUUUCUACCAGCAGGUUCUCCAAGAAUUGUCAUACACCCAAAUAAAGAGCAUUAUUUCUUUCCUGAAGGUGUGAAUUUUUACUUAUCAUUAUCUUGUACUGCUAUUGGAAAUCCCUUUCCUAAAAUUCGUUGGUUUAAAGGUGGUGUAGAAGAAGUACAGUUAUCUUCUAAUCAAAGUCCGUAUCUUUUAUCUGGUGGAUCGUUGCUAAUAUCAGCUAAUUUUGAUACAGUAUAUGAUAGUUACCACUGUACAGCAGAAAAUAAUUUGGGCAUUGUGAGAAGUACUGUUGCUAUUGUACGCCCAGCAUUUAUUUCAGCUUUUCAUGAUAAACGACUAGAUGUUCAUUCAAUAAAUUAUUUAAAUUCCGGUGCACGAAUAGAGUGCCAAGCGCCACCACAUUAUCCAAGAACAUAUGCUUAUUCUUGGGUGUUUAAUGGUACUGAAGAUCAAGUAAUCACGCAAAGUGAAAGAAUAUUCAUAUCACGAGAUGGUACUUUAUAUUUUUCUUAUAAUAUAAAAGAAGAUGAAACAAGUUAUGCUUGUUCUAUAAUGCUCACAUCAAUAAAUAAAACCAUUACUGGACCCUUUUUCAAUCUUCGCUUAUCCAAAUAUAUUAGUAUGGUGGAAUUCCCACCGCAUAUUGAUACAUUUCAACCCCAAAUAUUUCCUGAAAUGCCAGAAGUGGGCGAAAGCGUAUUUCUAGAAUGUUUUGCUUAUGCUCGUCCAUCACCAACUUAUCGUUGGAGUCGAAUAGAUGGUAAACCAUUGUCUAGAAAAGCUGCUUUGAUGAACAAUGGAAAUAUCCUGCGCAUUGAUGAACUUGACAUUGAUGAUGAAGGGGCAUAUCGAUGCACUGCAAUAAAUAAACUUGGUUCAAAUAGUGCAGCUCAUUUAUUUUGUUGUAAUCAUUUCAAAUUAAAAUUUGCAGUGAAACCAGAAAUUCUGACACCACUGUAUGAUCAAAUAAUGCCGAUAAAUGUCACAGUUUUAUUUGAUUGUUUUCUUGCUAAUAGACCACAGUCAUUAUUAUCCACUAUUGAAUGGUUUCGAGAUGCUUCUCCACUGAAUGCUUUAUUGUUAUCUAAAGAAGAACGAGCUCGAAUUAUCAUUCAAUUUAAUAAACUUACAAUUUUAUCAACUCGUUUUGAAGAUAGUGCAAUAUAUCAGUGCAUAGUGAGUAAUGAGAUUGGAUCGACAAGUUCAUCUGCUCGGCUAACUAUUGUAGAAUUCAAACCACAUUUUGAUAUUACUUCAAUGCCCAAGAAACUUUCUUAUAUUGCUGGAAUGCCUUUGGUUAUUCCAUGCAUCUACCAAUCAUCGCCAUCAGGUUUUCCUGCGUGGUUUCGUCCGGGUGGAGAACCAAUUCAUAAUUUUGGUCGCGUACGGCAACAGCCUGGAAUUUUUUUUCAUAAGCUUAUUUUCGACUAUCUAAAAUCUAAAAAACCAAAUGUUACUGUACUUCCGAAAAUCAAAUUUUUUUCAUCUCAUACGGGUAAUUUAUCUAUAAGUUGUGAAGUUGAAACUUUAUGCAAGAAUACAGAUGACUGUAGAGAAGCUCAGUUUGAUUGGGCUCUCAACGAUCAACCACUUCGAUCUCUUCCUCUCCACAAACAAAUUACUUCCAUUCUUCCAUCAAUAUUAGGAGCACAAAGACUUGGCCGUUUUGCGUGCACAUCAUUGUAUGGUGGUGGUGCAUCUGACUUACAGUUUCGACCUUUACCUCUUUCACCAACUAAUAUUCACGUUAUCAAUAUUACUGCUAAUUCUGUGAAACUUUCAUGGAAUCAGCCCAAUCUCAUAAAUGCUGGACAAUGGCAUAAACAAUUUCGUGUAAAAGCUUAUGAUGGAAAAGAAUUUGGCUAUCCAUCAAGAAGUACAUCUUGGCUGAAAACAUUGGGAUCCGAACCAUUAGAGCCUAUUAAUCAUAUUUGGUGGAAAAAAGUGAACAGUCAUCAAGUUCUACUACAAUGGGAUCCUGGUGAGCUGAAUAAUCGUAGUGGUCCUAACCUUCGGUACCUGAUUAUUUGGUAUUAUUGCUCAAAGAAUGACACAAAAUAUUCAGCAACAAUUCACAAUGAAAACUAUAUUUUACAACUGAGUGAUAGUGUGGAAUGUGAAGCAUUGAAAAUCACUAUUUUACCGAUUAAUGAUAUUGGUGUUGGUCAUGUUAGUUAUACAAGGAUAUCUUUGCAGAUAACUUGUAUCAAUGAUUUGAAAAUAGGAAUUAGUCAAUCAUUUAUUGGAAAUAAUACUUAUUGGUUAUUUAGUGGACUAUCACCAAAGAUUACUUACACUUGCAAUAUUUCUGCUUUUGAUCAUUAUGGUCAUUUUGGUCUUUCUAAGGAGACAAUUGUAGUAACUAAAUUUGCUGCUCCAUUACGCUCUCCUAAUAUCAGCGCUCAUCGUAUUUAUCAAAUUAUUUUCUUGCUUAUAUCAGAAACUGCUGAAAAACCGAUAAUACUUUGGAUCAAUGAAUCUGAUUUGCAUAACAAAAAUGCACCCAGCGCUGAAGUCAAAGGAUUGAAAUUAAUGCAUCAGUACACAUUUAGGGUAUGUAUCUAA
Molecule: messenger RNA, 2751 nt
Organism: Thelazia callipaeda (thelaziosis nematode)
Lineage: Eukaryota; Metazoa; Nematoda; Chromadorea; Rhabditida; Thelaziidae
Source: the annotation of a GenBank genome assembly